ACCUGACUACCUGUCCUGAGCGCCUCACCUGACUCACCUUACAGGCGCUCGGAAACUCAAUGCCAGGGCACAAAGGCUCCGGGGAAUAAGCGCCUAAAGCGGGCCUCCUGUACGCCGACAUGGAACCGGUCCACCGGGGUCUGGGUCGCUGCGUGUGCUGUUUCUGGCUCGCGGUAGCCUUUGACAUUGUGGGGCUGCUCGUGCUGCUCAUCGGGGUGUUUGUGAACGUGUUCUUCUACGACCUGCUCAUCUACGCGGGGGCCAUCGUCAUCUUCCUCAGCCUCAUCUGGUGGGUGUUCUGGUACUCCGGGAACAUCGAGGUCCCCCCGGCGGAGCUGGAGGAUGACGUCGGUUUACUGAAGAAGGACAGGGGCGCUCUGAGCGGCAUCAGCGGCGCGGUGAGGCGCCUCUCCAGCCGCGUGUCCGGCGGCAUCAGGACCUCGUUUCGGAGGAACGGAGCCCCAUCGUCCCGCUCGCAGAGGUCAGCCAGGGGUGCGCCGGUGGCCGUUCCUAUGGCAACGAUGACCCCACAGGGGGUUACCCCACACACUCCUGUCUCAUCAGUGGCAGGCUGUGACGUAGAGAUGCCGCACACAACAACAGAGACCUCACCUACAUAGUGUAGGCCGACAGACUUCAGAGAGCCCGCCUUCACUGUCUUCAGCUGCCUCCAGUUCAUGCUCAACUCUUUUACUGUUUAAAGUGUGUAUAAUGAGAAAUUAUUAAUGAUGAUAUUUAGAAAAUGUGUUGCUGAGUACAGCUUUAAUUCAGUGUAUUUUCUUAAUACAUUUUAUGUUUUAAUCAGUACAGCUGCAUCUAUUCAGGAUGUGUGAGAUCAAGGGACAUUAGAAAUGUUUUUAAUGCACAUUUGUGACUGUUUUGAUUUAUGUAUCUGUAUGUUUGUGAUGACUGCUUUGUGUGACUGAACUUUCUUGUUGUGAUUUUGUAUAUAUCUAAUGUGUUCUUAUAAAGGGCUAACAAUGCCUCACUGCAUCAUGUGUUAAACCAUCCUAUCUC
Molecule: messenger RNA, 1017 nt
Organism: Anoplopoma fimbria (sablefish)
Lineage: Eukaryota; Metazoa; Chordata; Actinopteri; Perciformes; Anoplopomatidae
Product: transmembrane protein 238-like
Exons: 2
Coding region: 120-620 (166 amino acids)
Source: RefSeq, a predicted model, not a curated record